Apis mellifera (honey bee) is the source of this 8922-nucleotide messenger RNA. RefSeq names its product cuticle protein 7. Bases 7879 to 8274 code for a protein of 131 amino acids. The record is from RefSeq and is a predicted model, not a curated record. The transcript has 3 exons. Gene Ontology annotation, cellular component: extracellular matrix. NCBI's taxonomy places the organism in Eukaryota, Metazoa, Arthropoda, Insecta, Hymenoptera, Apidae.
GGAGGAGGACAAAGCACAGUUGGAUCGAGUUGGAAAAACCUAUAAUUCUCGAAUAAUUUUUCGUCCAACGCUUUCGACACACGCUUCCACGCCAUUCCCGAUUAAUAAUAAUUCUUUAACGUCGUCUUCGCACGAUUUCAAAUUAUCGGUUCGUACAGAGUUAUUACAAUUCAAUUCUUUAAAGAAGGAAUUUCUAUUUACGAAUCACCGCCGCGGAGAAACUUAGACGAAUGUUUAAAGAUUUAAAGAUAUAAAAAUUUCAUAAUUUGAAACUAUUUAUACUUGAUAUGAAUACAGUACAGAAGGAGAUCGAUCCAAAAAUAUCGAAAUCAAUUCACGCGUGAUAUUUCCUUGGAAAUCGUGGAAUUCCUCGGCGAAUUCACGGAUCGAUAGUUGGAAUUUUUCGAGCGAAAAUCCUACGAAGCAAUGGAUAUUUGUCACAGGUUUACAGUCUCUUUGAUCGCGGGAGAAAUCUCGGUACGUAUAUAAGAUCCGAAGGAUCCCUUCGAGUAUCCCCCGAGGCAUCGAGCAAACUUACGAUAUCCACCACGCGUCCGCGGGAGUUCACAGGUUAGGUAAAUAAUGCUCCUUAUUUUGGACGUCGGCAGAUAACGUUACAGGCUGCGCGAUUUCGUUCCAGUGUCAGCGGAUUUUCGUGCCCCACAACCUAAAACUGGCUCGAGUUUCGGAUAUGAAAUAUCGGUGGCCGAGUUUAACAUGGAACUUUCACGCCGGCUCGGAUAUCGGAUAUCGUGCAACGAAUGUCAGACCUUCGUAUUCCAUCGGCGAGAUCCUUCGAAACCAUUUCACCCGAUCCACGGCUCGAAAGAUAAGACGAAUUGUCCCACGAUUUUUUCGGAAGUGGAAAUAAUGCGACGAAGCGUUAUUGUCCGGGAAAAUUCUGCGUCGAUUAGGACGGAAAGGGGGAAUCGCGGAGGCGAUAUUCAAAUAUUUGUUUAACCUUUCCGCGCGAUUCCGAGCAUUUGGCUCGACCUUGAGCUUUCAAGGAUAAACAUUUGUUCAACACUGUGACGAAGACGGAAAGCUUCCGGUUUAACCUUGAGCUUUUAAAGCUUAAAUAUUUAUUCAGCCUUCUCAACAUUUAAACUUUCGAUUCGACCUUUCUCGGUUAUCGGUACCGCGUACCCUCUUUUGCUAAUUUUCCCGAGAACUUCUCCAUUUUUGUCGUGACUAUGUAAGUCUUUCGUUGCUUCUCGUUCAACGCAACUUCGUAUUCUCCGUUUCUAUCGUAUUUCUUUUUCUAUAGUAGUUUGUAAAAAAAAAAAAGAAAGAAAGAAAGAAAGGAAAAAAAAAAGGAAGAAACAGCGGAAACUUUUUCGAUCAAACUUGCGUUAUAUAUGAUGCGGUGGUGUAUUACAAGGCAAACAAGUGAUAACGCGGUAACCGUACGUUUUACGAGAUAUUAUAUCCACCAACUUUCUGCUUUUCGCUUCUUUUGUUUAUACCUUGGCUAGUUUCUUCUGGUUGUUGAAUAUUUUUCUUUUUUUUUUUUUUUUUUUUUUUUUUUUGCGUUUAAUACGAUAUUUUUAUAUUUCUUCAUCGAGAUAAAAAACGUAUCUCCGAUUUUCCCCCUUGUAUUGUUAAACGAACUUGAAAACUGUUAGGUAUUAUAUAAGAAACCAGAUAAUUUAACGCGGACAAGAAAGGAGGAAAAGCUUUAUUACCCCGUUAUAUUAUAUUUCGUGUCGUGAUGAAGUUAAUAAAUUGCCUUCUACUUUCAUAUACACCAUUUCAUACCGUUCAUCAAUUUUCGCGUAUAUAUCUUGUAAUACCGUCGGCAAACUUUCUAUGGUAUUCUAUAUUAAAAUUUGUAUCUAUUAACAACGUUUUGAAACGAGAAAACACGAGAAUUUAACGAAAAGGAUAAACAUAUAUAUAUAUAUAUAAAGAGAGGAUAAAAAAAGAGCUUGUAAAUAAAUUAAACGUUAUUAAAUUCGGACAACGUAAAUUAAUAAACAACUCUCGUUAAUUUGAACACAUUCGAUGUGCUAGGAGAAAAAAAUCAACUCGUUUUAUUUUCGAAAUAUAAUAAAUAUCUUCAACCGCUCAUUCGUGUAUAUAAACAAAUUACAAGAAGGAAAUAACAAAUAAAAUUAAAUCAUACUUCUUUCUCUCGUAAACUUAAUCUCCUCCCUCUCUCUUUUUGAAACGUAUAAACGGGAUGACGAAAACUUCCUAAAAGAAAUUCAUCGACGAGAGGAUCGAAUAACAGAUAAUAAUCGAAUCGAAGGGAGAAAAAAUUUAAACGCGAAAUUUAUGGUGGCCACUCAACGUCAAUUCUGAUGGCGAUCGAUCGACCACGAAGCGUCGUCGCUCUCGAGUUCAUACCCGGAGGACUUGGCGGAAACUCGUUCAAAGAGAAAAGCUGAAACACCAUUAAACGGUGCAAGAGAGCAACAAUGAUGGUAUCUUCUCGAGACGACCAAAGUGAUCAUACGCGACGUUCUUUCGCCUCCUUCCUUCCUUCCUUCCUUCCUUUCUUCCUUUUCUCAAUUCCAAGCGAAAGCUAAAAGGAUACAGAAAGGAUGAAGAGGCAAGAUCGGUGGAUCCAACGUGCGAUCGCGACGUAUCAAUUACAUGAGCGCCACCCGUUUUCCGGAAAUUCGUAGUAAGUUAAGGACACGGUGAAACUCGUGUGGAUAACGAACAAUGCACGCAGGUUGACCGUUUUUGCAUUUGCAUAUGAAUUGGCGGAGUUGCUCCCGGCGACCGUUCGCGCCAACCGCAGGACCACGACGACCUUUCGACCGUUCUUCGCCGAGUUAUCCUGUCGACGUGGAUGUGUUACACCACCACCGAGUGGUUUAACGCCGGAUACUUGGAAAUUACCUCGAUGUCGGAGAGCAUCGGAGAGUAUUUUCUCAACUUCCACUCCAUACCUCGCUCGUUCGCUUCUUCUCUGCGUUCGAUCGUUGGAUCUUUUUUUCUUUUUCUUUUUUUUAAAUUACGCCUCGUUUAAUUUGAAAGGAUCGAAAACUCGACGGCGGCUUCCUUCCUCCACUCCACCUCGCAUAGAAAGGGCGAAGAAACGAAACCGUCUUUCGAUCUCAUCGAGAGAGCUACCACGAAACUCAAUUAGAGGGAGCGCGAAGAGUAACGAGUUGGAGGAGAUGGAAGGACGGGUAGAUUUAUUACCCGGACGCGCGAGUACGUAUGCUCCUACGUGGAAAUGUCAACGCCGAAAUGUCCUUCGAAAUGUGUAUUGAAUACGAUUGGGGCGAAAGUGGAGUGGAAAUUAGAGGAUACAAUUAUAUAGUUCCCUACCAGAAGCAAAUUCUUAGUUUCGCGUUGCUGGAAUAAAUUACGCUAAAUCGCUUUUUGCGUAUUAUUUAUGAGAAUAUGUUGGAACGAGUCGUUUCAGUUUUCUAGGCGAGAGAAAAACUUUUAAAACUGUUCGGGGGGAGGGGAGAAAGAGUUUUGGAAAAAUUGCGGCCGGUUUCGGUGCUUUACUCGAAAAAUUCACGAAAGGGGAUUAAAAAAAAAACAAAUUUAUCCGGGAACUCGUCAAUCCUGCACGAGGAAAAUUAGAAGAUACAACGUUUAACGUUUAUCGAGAAAGAAUUUGAUUUUAUUCGACGAGGUAUCCGAAUUAUUUUUCAUCGCAUCAGAAUUCCAUGUAAAAUAAACAAAUAAUAUUCCAUCGUAAUUUCGAAAAGCUAACUUGUCGACCACCAAUUCUUUCUUUUUUUUUUAAUACUAGCAUCGUUAUCGGAAAAUGCAAAGUUUGCCGCAAAAAAAGAAGAAGAAGAAAAAAAAGAAAAAUCGGGAAUCGUUGUUACCCAAAAGUUUAAUAGCCUUUAAAGCCUUUUAUACGUUAUCAUCCACAACUCUUACAGGUUCAUCGAUUAUCGAACGCGUUGUUGUAAUUUUAUUCCGAUAACGAGUCUGCCGUAACUAUAAUACCCGCGACCAGUAAGGCCCGGGUAAGCUUGUUCAUGCAUAUGUACCUUUCGCCGGAUCGUUGAAUCGCGGCGAUGCACUUUAAAGACGAUAAACGCACGCCUCGAGAGACGGAACAUCCACGGAAUAUGCAGAGAAGAGUUUACCAUUCAUUAUUCGAGCAUGGUUCCGUAAUAUCCGUGGAAUCCUGACAGUGAUUACAACAGCGACUAACUUCCGUUGUACCGUGUCCCGGAUGCGCAAGUUUAUCGUGCUUUCGGAUCAGCCAAGGCAUGAACAUGCAUCAACAACGGUAGACGUAUUCGCAAUACUCGGACGGGGAAAAAAAUUAUUUUCCUUUAAAACCGCUCGUCGUUGCUCGUCGCGAUAAAUAUUCCCGUUCGAUCUUCUCAAUCUAGCGAUCAUCAAAUUUCAUGAUUAAUAUUUUUUUUUUUUUUUUACAGAACUUACCACGCGAAUCGAAGAUUGGUCGACGUUGGAAAAUUUCCAGGAUUAUACUUUAUAAUCGUCGUUACAAACAGUUUCGCGAGAUUAAUCUCUCCGAAAUUCUGCUAUUUUUCGCUCGUUUCCUUUCCGCGAGACAGUUAAGUAGCACGGGAAGGGUAACCGGCGCGAAGGGGGCGCGAAAUCGAGGCUUUUGACCCUUUCCGCGGGUGGCAAGGGCGGGGAGGGCGGUGUUUACAGGCCACGGUAAUCCAACUCGGGGUAUCCGUAACUUCAGCGCCGGCAUGAAAACCAAUUAACCCGGCGACAUCAGCGUGACCGGAGCGCCGGCUAUCAGCCUGUAAUCGGAACACUUGGAAAAUUAGCAAGGCCCCUGGAAAAUGCUUCGGCUCGUUAGCGAAACCGUAAUAGAUGGGGAUGCUAAAAUAUCCGAAUCAUAUCCGCGAUGCGGGAUGAGAGACACCAAAAGGAUGCGAUCCAAUUUGUUACGAAACGUCGGGAUUUGGAAUACUUCUUUUUUUCUUCUUUUUCUUCUUCUUUUUUUCGUGCGGCCAAUUUUAUCCCGUUCCAUUCUUGAAUCACGUAUCUCGAUCGAGGAGAAAAGAGAUUCGAUAUAUACGUUUCAAUUUUCCAGCAGGAAAAGAAGAACGGCGAAAGAGUAAUUUUAGGUAAUUUUUCGAAAUAAUGGAUCGUUGGAUCGGAUCGCUUAAGGGACUAGAUUGAAACUAUAAUCAUAGGAGGUCACGUUCGUCGCGCCGUUCCACCGCGGGAAAGAGUUUCUUCCAAACGAGUGGACGAUUAGUUUGUCUUCGUUGUUUUGGAAUUCCAGACCGCAAAUGGAGGUCAAGGAGGAAUUCUGGAUAGCACGUCCGUCCCAAAGGCACGGGAUAGAUCGUGACCUAUAAACGAGCAGAGGUUCUCGACGCCCUGGCAAGCUGGAUGGCGGCGAAGGAUACGACGGCCACCGGAAACCAAAAAGAAAGGGAGCGAGGGGAGGAGAGGGGGCGAAGAAGAGGUUGGGUACACCUUGAAAUUCGCAAGGCAAACAGAACUAUUCGUCUUUCUCUCCACCCAGAACUAUCUCCUUGGAAUUUGUCUCGGGGAUACUCGGGGAAAACGUAGUCAUCAUCCUGUGGAACGUCUCUUCGUCUGGAUGGACUCUCGUGUGUGUGUAGUCUCUAAGAUAUAAAAGAGAAUAACCACCGCGUUACGUAGGCAACAACCACGGCUAUGUUAAUCCCGAGAUUUAGAUUUUUCUCUUGGCCUUCGCUAUCUUUCCAUUCCAUUUCGUAUGCUGAUGUUACCAUGGAAUUAUUGAUAUAAAAAAAAAAAAACAAAUUCCUCUUCUCUUUUCUCCUCUUCGUUUCUCCCAAACACAGGAAUAUUUCAAAUUAAUAAAUAGUUGAGAACUUGUACUUUUUCUCUCCAACAUUGUUAACAGUGUGACUCGACGAUCGAUACGGGGGUGGAUCGGGCAGAAGAAAGUUGUUGAACCGUUUCGAUCGAUCGAUUCCGAAUAUUAAUUAAUAUUGACUUUCCCCGUGGAAGGCGGAGAUCAAGAAUCAUCGACGGGUUCACGCUCGAGAAGGAAAUUGAGCUUUCAGAUAGAGUUCGUUUAAUUAAAAUAGUUGGACCAUGUACGAAGUUUCGAGCGAAGGGAAAGUCGUCGUAUCUUUCGCGUAUAAAUUUUCUUAAUCGAAUGUCUCCUUUAAUUGAAUGUGUGAAAAAAAAAAAAGAAUGUUACCAUCUCGACGAUAGGAUAAAUAAAGAAGUAAGAAAUAUUUGGAAAUCCAUCGUGCAUGGCACGAUUUAACGCGUAAGAGUAGCAAUUUCUCGUUCGUCGAGCACACAGCCGAGGAGUCGUAUUCCAAGAUUUCGUCGUCUCGAGGGAACGAAAUACGAAUACGAUUCCCAACAACGCGUGUUUACGCAUAUCAUAGGAAUUUCAAAGAUACAACGUGAGCACCUACUAUAGUAGUAGAAAACGUGAACCGACGAAAUUGACUGCGAGCCGAUAAGUAUCUCUCGAUAAGAAAUAUUCCAAUACACGUCGCGAUACGAUGCAAAUUAAUUUCUUCGCGAUAUUAUGCCUAUUUCUUCCAUAUAGCAUGUAAUUGAAAAAUUAAAAAAAAUCAUCGACGGUGGAUUAAAAUCGAAAUAAAUAAAUGUUCGGCGAAAAAAUGAAGGUUUAAAGAACGAUUUCGUUCGAACCGAAAAUUAGAGAUCGAUCACAGAACGAUAUCGAGACAAAGUAUAAACCUUUCCUACCUCUCUCGAGCUGGACCGUUCCUUUUAUUUCGCUAGAAUGUCGUCGGCAAAUCUUAUUUAAGGCAGAUUUAUCGCCGGCCCAACCCCGAGAUCGAGCUAUGAUAUUACGCCGGACUCGGAUGCGCCAUUCACAUCGCGACUCCUCGACUCAAAAAGUGUCAUAACUCAAAAGCCGAGCGCCUCUUCGAGCACUUCCGCCGCUCCACCAGCACAUCGUGUGCCAGAAUCCGUCCUUCUCCCAUACUCUGCUCCCUCCCCGCACAACCAUUUCACUCCGCGACAGAGCAGAUAGAAUCCUGCACUUUUUGUUAAUAACGCAAGGAUCGCUUUCGCCCGGAUAAAAAAAUUCCCGCCUGAUAUUAUUUCCAACCGCGUUUCCCAAGACGCGUUUCCCCGCCCAUUUUUCAUCCAACGAUAUAAUCCAUCGAAUGCGAGGAUCAUUCUCUCGAUCCAGAAAAACGACUCAAUCUCGUGAAGCUUCGAAAAUUGGCUAUGAAGAAAAUCUUCCUAACAAUCUUCCCAAGAAUCUAACAUCUCGGUGUAUUUCAAUGAAUCUCGUGUUUUGAGAUUUUGAAAUAAUAUCGACGCGUACACGUGCGAAUCUCGUGUUACAUGCAUGGAUGAAUAACUCGUUAUUUUAUCUCGAAAGUUAUUCUCGUUGGGGAGAUGCGUAACGCGGAAGCGCGGGUAACGAAAGUGGAGACAGUUUCCGAGUUACGAUAAUCGGGUUUCUAAACAAUUGCAACGUAAGACGGGAAUCUGGGACGAAAUGGAGCAUGCGAUCAGCCGAGGCGGCGUUCGAGAAGAAAGUGGAAACUUGUAACGCAAUUUUCGGGAUCCACGAUGCAUAACGAUCGAUCGAUCGAUCGAUCGAUCGAUCGAUACGCGUGUGUCACCUAGGACGAAGAAACAAAUGCCUUUCCUGCGUUCCAUUUUUUCGCCCUCUUUCCCAACCAACUCCAUUAGCGAGCCAGGAUUGGCUAAUGUGCGCUCGACCGAGCAUCGCGCCACGCUUUUUGCGGCCCCGGCCCGCUUGAAUAAUUGUGUUUUGCAACGUCUGCACCGGCAAAGUUCCGGGCAUGGGUCCAAAGAAGAAUUAAGCCGAGGGAAACUUUUUAAAGUGGACCUAUAAAAGGGAGAAUAUCGGCCGGGCCGGGCUAUUCGGUUUUCGGCCGAUCGCGCGCGAAUUCUGGAUACCGAUCGUCGUCCGUUUGCGCGGCAACAGUGAAUCCGGCAUCCGUCGAUAUGGCUUUCAAAUUCGUAGCGCUUGUUUUGGCUUGGUCGGCCAUGUUCGACGGGAAAACGGAGGCCGGCGGUCACGCGCACUCUUUCCACCAUUUCCACGGACCCGUGAUAGGGGAAGCUCAAGAAGUGAGUUGGAAGGACAAGCACGGCCACCGUGAUCACGAUUACGUGGCGCAUCCGCAUUACGAGUUCUCGUACGGAGUGGAGGACCAUCAUACAGGCGACUAUCACGGGCAAAAGGAGCACAGAGACGGCAAAGACGUUGUCGGUGAAUACACGAUAAAGGAGCCCGGUGGUAACAUUAGGACGGUGAAAUAUCGGGCAGGGAAGAAUGGAUUUUUCGCUCACGUUUUCAACAGCAAUGGCAACGACCACGAUGGAGGCCAUCACCAUUAAGCUCGGCGUCAUCAUCCGUUACCAAAGAUUUUCUCGUUACGUUGCGAUUGUUGUUCUUGUUGUUAUGCAACGUUGAUUGUUUCGUUUUUGUUGCACUGAUUAAAAUAAAGGGAAAAAAGAACAAAAAAACAAAAAAUGACAGAGAGAGAGAGAUCGAUCGAAACAUUUGCCAGUUUAAUUCGUUCCAAAUCACUUGCCCAAUUAGCAGCGGAAAGGCAUCCGAUCGCAGAAAUUCGUAGACCGAAUCGAAAACCGAUGUACGCCGGGAACCAAUGAACGGCAUCGUGAUUCCACGGCGAGCCAUGUUUUUAACGGAAGUGACGUUUACUGAUUGACAAUCCGAUCGUCACGGACAUAUGGAUCUCCCCUGUGAUUACGUAUCCAGGUUUACCUGGAAACAACAACCGGAUGGGAUGCGUGUAAAUCGAUCGCAAGCUUUUCGAAAUUAAUGAAUCUCUUGACUUUAAACAGCCUUAUCUUUGCGAUUUGUGUAAUCGUUCGAGACGACGAAAUAAAACAGAAGUGUAAGAAAAAAUCCUUUUUACUCGUCGAGAUGCAAAUGAUCGAUCAAAUCGGUCAAUUGUGAUUUCUCUUAGACUCCUGUUAUACAUGUCUGAUAAUAUAAAUAAGAAUAUAUGUUUUUUCUAU